AUGAACGAAGAAAUUAGAAACAUACUUAAAAAAAUAUUGGAAAUGUAACUUGAUUGCACUUAAAUACUUACUACAAUUCUAUUCAAAAAUAAUGAUUCAUACAAAGAUGAAGAUUUUUAAAUAAAUAAAUAAAGUAUAGAGGAACAAAAGAAUUAAAUUGAAUUACUUGAGAAAAAAUAAAAGAAAAAACAUCUUAAUAAUGAAAAAUCUUUAGAAGUAUCAAAACUAAAUAAUACUAAUCCUCAAUAAAAAUUAUUUUAUGAAGUGAAUCCUGAAAUUAAACUAUCCCCUGAAGAAUGCUAUAAGAAAUUAAAUAAUAUUAUUUAAGAAUUUAGAUCGAGAAAUUCUUUGGCAACUAAGCCUCAUAAUUUCGAUUUUUAAUAUAUAAAGAACUAUCAUAGUAAGAGCAAGUUUAAGGAACUAAGAAAUUUUGUUAAGUAGAUAAUUAAUAGUAUUGAAAAUAAGAAACCUGUAAUUUGUAAAGCUAAUGGACAAAAGGUAAUCUAAUGUCCUUCAUGUGAUUUUUAAGGAUUUUCUGGUGUGUAUUAUCCUCAUAUUUUGAAGAAACAUUGUCAGAAUUAUUAUAUUUUUUGUUGCUUUUUGUGCUACAGAGAUUUUUAAUCAUAUAUCUUGUUGAAAAAGCAUCUCAAAAGAUAACAUAAGUCAAUAUUGAAUACUAGUUCAGAUGUGGAAAUAAUUAAAGUGUAAUAAGAUGAUAACGAUAAUGAUUUGAGUAUUAGUAUUUGA
Messenger RNA from Paramecium sonneborni, 747 nucleotides. Lineage: Eukaryota; Ciliophora; Oligohymenophorea; Peniculida; Parameciidae. The record is from the annotation of a GenBank genome assembly.